AUGGAGCCUGAAGCUGGAGGAGGAGAAAGGCCCACUUACAGAAAGCCAUAUCCAGCUUAUAUUGAUCAAAUACCUCUAUCCCAGGGUUUCAUGGUGCCAAACUUCACCUUGUUCAACGGAGAAGAUCCCCAUGCUUCAUCAGUCGAGCAUAUAGGCAAAUUUUCUAUCCAGUGCAUAACCAUAGAAAAUAACCCUCUGUUAAAGCUAAGACUUUUUGAAAAUUCUCUCUCUGGACAAGCCUUCACCUUGUACAUCAGUCUACCAGCUAACUCUGUUCAAACCUGGGAGCAAAUGGAAAAUGUUUUCCAUGACUACUAUUUCAGGAUCCAGCCAGAAGUCACUAUCAGUGAUCUUGCUGCCCUCAAACAGAGUAAAGAUGAACAUGCUCAAGACUUCAUAACCUGGUUUAGAAAGCUCAAAAUGAAGUGCCGAAUCCUUAUGGAAGAGAGGCACUUUAUCCAGAUGGCUCAAAUCGCCCUUAAAAUCUCUCUGAGAAAAAGAUUUGAUGGGAUGCUGUUUGGAGAUCUAGCAGAACUGGCAGAUAAAGCAUCUAAGUAUGAGGAGUUGCUUAAGGAAGAACAACAGAAGAGAAACUCUUCCAAGGGCAUAUACUACAAAACCCCUUCCUCUUCAAUCCAUCUGGUUGAGGUGGAAUCAGAGGAAGACACAGAAGGCUCGGAGGAAAGAGAAAUUGCAGUGGCAGAAAUGGCAAAAUUGAAACAUCCCAUCAGCUGCAAGGCUCUUACAAAACCACCAAAGGAUCAGAAGCCGCCACCAUUCACAGGAGGGUUUGUUCCAAACAAACCAACACAGAACAAGGUCUAUUCCUUUUAUCUAAACAAAGGUUGA
Prunus mume (Japanese apricot) is the source of this 849-nucleotide messenger RNA. The record is from RefSeq and is a predicted model, not a curated record. NCBI's taxonomy places the organism in Eukaryota, Viridiplantae, Streptophyta, Magnoliopsida, Rosales, Rosaceae.